Molecule: messenger RNA, 929 nt
Organism: Hippocampus zosterae (dwarf seahorse)
Lineage: Eukaryota; Metazoa; Chordata; Actinopteri; Syngnathiformes; Syngnathidae
Gene: vox
Product: ventral homeobox
Exons: 3
Coding region: 71-784 (237 amino acids)
Biological process (GO): cell differentiation; regulation of transcription by RNA polymerase II
Cellular component (GO): nucleus
Molecular function (GO): RNA polymerase II cis-regulatory region sequence-specific DNA binding; DNA-binding transcription factor activity, RNA polymerase II-specific
Source: RefSeq, a predicted model, not a curated record
UCGGGGGCAGUUGCUUCCUCAUAACUUCGAUUGACACUUGUUGGACAGGUCACAAGCUCGUAUCGAGAACAUGCUGGUAUACUUUUCUGUGGAUUGGCUCGCGCAGAGCCACCAUGACAGCUCGCUGGAGGAGAAACAAGGAGCCGGAAUGGGCAAUUUGCUCCACUGCAAGCCGCACAUCCCCUGCAUGGUGCAGCCGAGCCCGCCUCGGUACGGAAAAAGUUACCUGCAACCCAAAACAAAGUCUUUUAAACCUCAAGAGCCAGUGGCGACCUCCUCUUCGCAUUCAACACGCUGCACAACACCAAGUUCAGAAACAAGCGGUUACUCUUCGGGCUAUGAUAGUGAAGCGGCUUCCACGGAGCGUCUGGCGUCUGUGGGUGAGGCGGAGAAGGCGUGCUCUCAACGUCGAGCUCGCACGAAAUUCAGCCACGAACAGAUCAGCAGAUUGGUCAAGAUCUUCGACAAGCACAAAUACCUCGAUGCCGGAGAGAGAGUGAAAACAGCACGCAAACUGCGCCUGACUGAAACUCAGGUGAGGACCUGGUUUCAGAAUCGGAGGAUGAAGCUCAAACGGGAGGCUCAGGACCUCGCUCCCCAAGUCCAACCGGUCAUGUUCCAACAUAUGCACCCGAUUCAGUACCGCGCCGUUGCUGGACGCCACUCGCACUACCCAACAACCGGACCAGCCCUGUACCACGUCCCCGUGCCCCAGCUGGUCCUGCAACAGCAGCAGAUGGCCCCCCGCCCUGGACCCCGUCUUAUGAUCCCACAUUUAUACUAAAGAGGAGAUUUCCCAGUCAAACACUUAAGUGCAAUUAAUAACAGUUUUUGAAUCUGUUUUGUUUUAUGAUGCAAGAGUUGUAAAUAAUGCAGAAAAAAAUAUUUAAUAAAGUUUAUCUUUGUAAUGCAGCAAAGGUCUACCUCAA